Molecule: messenger RNA, 405 nt
Organism: Lotus japonicus
Lineage: Eukaryota; Viridiplantae; Streptophyta; Magnoliopsida; Fabales; Fabaceae
Exons: 2
Coding region: 1-405 (134 amino acids)
Biological process (GO): cell fate determination
Source: RefSeq, a predicted model, not a curated record
AUGGCCGAUACAGCCGCCACUAAGCUUCUCGGCAUGGUUUUCUUCCUUGUCCUCAUUUCUCAAGGCUAUGGUUAUUGCACCAUCCACAGUCUCUCUGUAGCACAAACUCAGACAGGAGUUAAGGUACAAGGAAAGCCAGAAUGGAGUGUGUCUAUCACCAACAAUUGCCUUUGUAACCAAAGCAGCGUGUUAUUAGAUUGUCGCGGUUUUCAAACUGUUGAGAAAUUAAAUCCAUACGUUUUGUAUACCAAAGACAAUGCGACUGUAUGUCUUAUUAAAUAUAGUAAUCCUAUAGUAUACCGUGAAGUUUUCAAAUUCACAUAUGCUUGGGAUAAGGCUUUUCCAUUAACUCCAGUUUCCUCAAAAUAUUGCUUGUCUAGUAGCAAAUUGAUCCAUUUUGGCUAG